AUGUGGAAACGUUGGGGAACUGAAUAUGUUGCUUUGAAAACACUUAACGAAGGUUUUAGCUAUCUUAUGCAUGAAGUAACAAAUACGCUGCAAACUUGGUUUGAUUGUACAGAUGAUUAUAUUCAGCUUCAAUUUAAAACUGCUGAUGAAAUUAUGCAAAAAAGACCGCUUCCAAUUUCUUAUAUCCAUCCUUCAGCUAUUUUUACUAGCCGUCGUUUGCCAACCGUUUCUACUGAAGAUAAUUAUCAAACACGCCAAUUCGAUCUUACAGUGCCUGAUGAAGACGAUAAAGAAUUAAAUUAA
Molecule: messenger RNA, 303 nt
Organism: Dentiscutata erythropus
Lineage: Eukaryota; Fungi; Glomeromycota; Glomeromycetes; Diversisporales; Gigasporaceae
Source: the annotation of a GenBank genome assembly